AUGGGGCAGGUGACGAGCCGCUGCAUGGAAAGACUGCCGAAGAUUUGUCAGAGGAAAGAAACGGGAAACGUCGCAGAUGCUCAAGCGUUUCAGUGCAGAUCCGCGGAGGGUGAAAUCACCGUGGAGAGAGGGAAGUCAAAUUCAACUAAUUCAGCAGUUCUAGCCAGAGAUGAGGAUGACAUAACAGAGACGACACCGUUCCCCAUCGACCGACUAAAGGUACCUUUGACACGACGAUCAGACGGAUCUUCCGGGCCUUGCGGGUCAAGCGGCGCAACAUCGUCAACCUCGAAACAGUUGCCCGACCUAGCCCGAAUAGAGGUCACUUCCGGUCGUUUCGUUUACAACUUGGACCUUCAUGGCAAGUCGGCGAAAGGACAGAACCUCAGGAGCUACUUCGAGGCUUGCAGUGAACACCGAAAGCUGCAGGUGACGACAUCUUGUUUUGCUGCUUGGCGCAAGAACAAGAAAGUCAAUGGCUUUGCCAAGAUCAUCCCGGUCGCCAAGGAAGGGAGUUGGUCACAGCUAGCAGACGUAGAUGACACCAGACCUUGUCGGGUGUUCUUCUUCGAUGACAAUCUGGAAUUUGGUGGAAAGGAAACCAGUCCUGGCAUCUGCAACCUCAGAGACAUGGCAACAGGCCAUUUCGUGGAGUUUGCAGAGGGGCAGAAUGACUUCGAUCAAGAGCGCUUCGCGAGACAUACAAUUGUGCAGCACAGCAAGUUGUGGCGAACAGUCCUCGUCAAAGCCAACAUCUUAGAUGCCAUGGAAGACAAGGAGUACUUUGCCAAGCUCAUAGCGAAAUUUUCGGAGCCAUCUGACCGUUUGGUGGUUUUCAUGGAUGUCAAUGCGACUAUAGUAUGCAAUGACACCGUGCAGGGCAAGGGCCUGGCAGCCACCCUGCUGGGCACGAUGUUCGAACUUAUGGAACUCAGACCCAAUCCUCCAGGUUUCACAUUGAAGUGGGCAGGUCUCAACGAGAUUCGGGUGGAAAAAACCCAGACGCUCAAGGCACUUCUCAAAACCAUGACCGCAGACGACCACGAGGCAUACACCAAGUUCUGGCAAGAGGAUAAUUGCUGGUCUUUCCUGUCUCACGUUUUGCAGCAUGGAGAAGUCCGAUGGGUCACCGGUACCGAACCCAUGACGCUCGACGCGACCAAGAGCCUUUUCAGUUCCUACAUGCGCACAGUUCCUUCCGCAUUGGACAAGGAUGGCAUCACAAAUAGCUGGUUUCAUGUGUAUGCGAGCACACUGAAAGACAGGCAUUCGACCAUUUUGAACUCUUUUGGUGUGGACACCAGAAAAGUGACGCUAGCCACGGUCAGUGACGAGACGGAUGUGCUCCACAUCGCGAUUAACCAUGACAUGUGGGAUGAGAGAGAUGUUAAAAAGUACUCUGACCAAUUUCAGUAG
This is a messenger RNA of Symbiodinium necroappetens, 1416 nucleotides long. The record is from the annotation of a GenBank genome assembly. NCBI's taxonomy places the organism in Eukaryota, Dinophyceae, Suessiales, Symbiodiniaceae.